UUUCCAUUUUUUGUACAGUACGAUGCUUAUCCUCACCUAUUAUGUUGGCAAUAUAUAUGUAUAACUUAAGGCCGGACUUUUCCAAACCAAAUUUCGACGCCCACUAUUACUGCUCCUAGAAAAGACCAAGCCAAUUCUACAAACCAUCAUCAUUUUUUCAAUCAAAGUUCCUCGAGUUCUCACUCAAAUCAUCAUCGAUGCCAACGGUUUCCUCAGAACAAUCUUUUUCGUGGGUUGAUAGAUCUAUCUUCGAUCAAAACCCGUCACCUUUUAAUGAAAACGAUACAGAAGAAAUGUUAUUGUUUAAUGUUUUAGCCGAAGCCGAUCAUAUUCAGCAAGAAAUAGUGGAAGAAGAAGAUAGUAUAGUUUCAUGUAAGUUAGAUGAAGAGAUUAAAACAAAGGAAAAGGCUUAUAGAGGUGUUAGAAGAAGACCGUGGGGAAAAUUCGCAGCGGAAAUAAGAGAUUCUACUAGAAAUGGAGUUAGAGUUUGGCUUGGAACAUUCGAUAGUGCCGAAGCAGCUGCUUUAGCUUAUGAUCAAGCUCCAUUUCCUAUGAGAGGAUCCAUGGCUGUCCUUAAUUUCUCUGCUGAACGUGUAAGUCAUUCAUUGAAAGAUAUCAAACAUGGUUUCGAAGAUGGGUCUUCACCGGUUUUAGCUCUUAAAAAGUGUCACACUUUGAAGAAAAAAAAGAGCACUAGUAAGAAAAACAAAACAAGAGAAGUAAUUAGAUCAAGAUCAUUACCAUCUUCUUCAUCGGCAUCAUCAUCAUCGUUCAUAGAUCACGACUUGCUUGAGUUUGAGGAUUUAGGAACUGAAUUUCUGGAGGAACUCUUAAGUUCUUAUCAAAGUUGCAGUACAAGUAGUUCUAGUAAUUCAUCAUCUUGAAUUCCCUCAUUAAUCUUACCCUAGCUAGUUAAUUAGCUUAUUUUUCUUAAUUAUUCCACCCUUCUUACUUAUAUUUUUCAUUUUCCUUUUUGUUAUUGUUGAAUCUUAUUGUGUGACGAGAAAGGAAGAGCCUUGGGUGAAAUAAGGAUUUUCUAAAGGGGUUUUGUGGAUGUAUGUUUCCCAUAAAAAAUGGAUUUAGAGAGAAUUAUUGGUGAUUAUAUUUAUAGUUGUAAAUUAUAUACUACAAGUUGAAAGAUAAAUAUGUUUUUAUUAUUAUUGUAGUGGAAAACUCCAUUAUUAGUUCCAAAUAAU
Molecule: messenger RNA, 1196 nt
Organism: Papaver somniferum (opium poppy)
Lineage: Eukaryota; Viridiplantae; Streptophyta; Magnoliopsida; Ranunculales; Papaveraceae
Product: ethylene-responsive transcription factor 1B-like
Exons: 1
Coding region: 198-884 (228 amino acids)
Biological process (GO): regulation of DNA-templated transcription; ethylene-activated signaling pathway
Molecular function (GO): DNA binding; DNA-binding transcription factor activity
Source: RefSeq, a predicted model, not a curated record